AUGAAGUCCUCUGAUGCCUCGUCUGAGGCUGCAUCUGAUGAUCAAUUUUACCGAGUUCCCCCUCCACAACAAAACGACCUAGUUCGGAGGCUAGAGCCUUCUUGGUCAGGACCAGCUAAAGCCUUCGCUGACGAUGAACCUCUCCCCUCCACCUCACCCACUCAAGCUUCUGGCUCCCAGCAGGUGACAUUCAAGACUCAGACAGAGACCUCUGCUAUCUGUGCUGCCGAAUCACGCCCACAAUUUCCUGUUCUUGUCAGCAUUCGGGCACCACCUCUUCAAGAUCCUGAUGGCGAAGGCCGUACACCGAUUGACCUUGUUAUAGUUCUGGACGUAAGUUGCAGCAUGGAAGGAAAAAAACUUGAACUUGUCAAGCAAGCUGUCAAAUUUGUGAUAGAAAACUUGGGGUCUUCAGACAGACUCUCGAUAGUUACAUUCUCAACAACUGCUAGAAGAGUAUUUCCCCUCAGAAGAAUGUCUGUUGAAGGCCGUGGAGAUGCCAUCCGAGCCGUCGACUCUCUUAGAACAGAUUACAUGACCAAUAUUGCGGCAGGCCUCAAGAUAGGAGCUCAGAUACUUGAAGAACGAAGGGAAAAGAACUCAGUUGCUAGCAUCAUCCUCUUAUCUGAUGGCCAAGAUAACUGUUCAAGCCAAAGCGAAAUGUUGAAUAAUUUGCCUUCUUCUAGCGACAUGCAACAGGAAAUUCCAGUCCACACAUUUGGGUUUGGCAAUGACCAUGAUCCAAAAACCAUGCAUGCUAUAUCUGUUGCAUCAAGGGGUACCUUUUCGUACAUUGAAUCGGUUGGCAUGAUACAAGAUGGUUUUGCUUUGUGCAUUGGUGGUCUUCUCAGUGUUGUGGCUCAGGAAGUUCGCCUCACAGUAAGGUCAGCUUCAAGUGGGGUGAAGAUUGUAUCAAUUCCAUCGGGGAGACAUGUGAAUGAGAUUUCGGAUGAGGGUAAGCAAGGUGUUGUUAAUGUAGGAAAUAUGUAUGCAGAAGAGGUGAAACAAUUUCUGGUGUAUCUCUUAGUUCCACCAUCCUCAGCUUCAGACACCAAAACAUCAUUGUUAGACGUGUCAUGCGCAUACAAAGAUCUAGCUUCGGAUGAGUUGAUCCAGGUCCAAGGUGAAAGAGUAGAGAUUUCGAGACCAGGGUCUUGUUCUUCUGCAGAAUUGGCAGUGUCUUUGGAGGUUGAUCGGCAGAGGAAUAGACUUUUGGUGGCCGAUGCUAUUGGAGAGGCUCAGAGGUUGGCUGAAAUGGGAAAUCUGGAGGGUGCACGCGAGGUUUUGACUCAACGAAGAGAAACUCUCUUAACAUCAGCAGCAGCCCAAGCUGGGGAUAAUCUCAGCCAUUCAUUUGAAAUUGAGCUCAGAGAAGUCAUGGACAAGAUGGGGAGUAGGGAGUUGUACGAAGACGCAGGGCGUGCUUACGCUUAUGCAGGAAUGAGUUCCCAUUCAUGGCAGAGGGCUUCAGCUAGGGGUAACGCUAGAGGCUCAUGUCUCGCUGCGGGUUUUAAAGCUGCCAAGGGAGGCGCCAAGGGUCACCGUUUUGGUGCCAGGGGUUGUGGUGGAGGUGGAGGUGGUCGUGGUCGUGGUGGCGGUGGUCGUGGUGGCGGUGGUCGUGGUGCCUCCGGGGGUCACACCAAAAGUAGGCUGUUAAAUGAUGCUUUGUUAUACGGUGACGAAGACGAAGCUGAUGAGUGUGCUGACGCUGUUGGUGCUUUUGAAACACCCGCCAUGGUUAGAAUGCAUUUCCCGUUCGAUGAGUGA
Messenger RNA from Rosa rugosa (rugosa rose), 1767 nucleotides. Its product is annotated as E3 ubiquitin-protein ligase WAV3-like. The record is from RefSeq and is a predicted model, not a curated record. NCBI's taxonomy places the organism in Eukaryota, Viridiplantae, Streptophyta, Magnoliopsida, Rosales, Rosaceae. The transcript has 3 exons. The coding region runs from base 1 to 1767 and encodes 588 amino acids.